AUGGCUGCAACACGGGAGCGAACGAAGCCACUGCCUGAGGAGGACGGGCAACGCGGCAGCGGCCGCACUCUGGCGGACCAGGUGCUGUACCUGCGGGUGGCCGGGCUGUGGCCCCACGCGCGGCCGGCGCUCCACCUGCUGCACGCGGCGCUGGUGCAGCUGGGCGCCGCCGCCUACGUGGCCGUCGGUCUGGUCAGCGUCCACACCGCCAAAGGGGACGUGGACGACAUUUCGCACACGCUGAUGCACACGCUCGAGAUCGUCGCUGGGACAGUCAAGGCGGGGCUCUUCUUCGGCAACAGGCAGUCCUUUUACCAGCUGGUGCGAGAUCUGGAUCUGAUGGUGUCCGAGGACUGGGACCGCCCCGAGCUGGCGUCUGCACGCCGCUGGGCCCGCCGGAUGACUGUGUCGCUGACUGCCUACAUCUACGCCCUCAUCCUGCUGUGGCUGCCGGCGCCGCUCCUGGCCGGCGGCGACCAGAAGCUGCUGCCGGUGGUGCAGAUCCACGGAGUGGACUGGUCGCUGUGGCCCGGCGCGUAUGCCGCUCUCUACACUCUACAGUGUGCUGUACUCCUCACGCAGGUCCCCAUCGUCGUCGGCCUGGACUGCUUCUUCGUGGCGGCCAUGCUGCACGUGGGAGCCCUGCUGCAGCUGCUGGGGCAGCGCAUCUCUGGACUGCGGCUCUCUGGCGACAGUGCUGUGGACCUGGCUGGCGAUGUGGGUCUCAAGAGGCAUGAGAUGAUGUAUAUGGAGCUCCGUGCCUGCAUCAGGCGCCACCAGAAAAUCACAAAGUUCCUGCACGACUUGGAGGCCGCCAUGAGCACCAUGGUGCUGGUGCAGUUCUCCAUCAGUAUGUUCUGCCUCUGCAUGGAUCUCUACCAGCAGAUCCAGAUUGAGGACGCGCUCACGGCCCUGCAGUACGCCAUGACUAUGCCCUUCCACAGCAUCCAGAUCUACUUCUACUGCUGGACAGCUGACGUCAUCACGCAGCAGGGCGAGGCGCUGUCUUUGGCGGCGUACAGCAGCCACUGGGUGGGCGCCGGCGCCGGCUUCCAGAGGGCGCUGUCCAUUGUGAUGGCGCGAGCCCAAAAACCACUGCUCAUCACAGCGGGACACCUCUACCCAGUCAACACGGCAGCCUUCGUUGCGCUGAUGAAGGCGUCCUACUCGUACUACACUCUGCUGAGACAACUGGACAGCAGCUGAGCGACGGGGUCACGGAUCUCCGGCUGAAAGAAAGGAGAGGAGCAGCAGCGACAGCACCACCAAAAUGCAGGCGGAG
Molecule: messenger RNA, 1282 nt
Organism: Schistocerca nitens (vagrant locust)
Lineage: Eukaryota; Metazoa; Arthropoda; Insecta; Orthoptera; Acrididae
Product: odorant receptor Or2-like
Exons: 6
Coding region: 1-1206 (401 amino acids)
Biological process (GO): detection of chemical stimulus involved in sensory perception of smell; sensory perception of smell
Cellular component (GO): plasma membrane
Molecular function (GO): odorant binding; olfactory receptor activity
Source: RefSeq, a predicted model, not a curated record